AUGGAACAAUGGGGUUUGCCUGAUCUUCCACAUGAGGUCGUCUACAACAUACUCUCAAGACUACCUGUCAAGUCUCUGUGCCGUUUCAAGUCGAUUUCCAAGCCAUGGCUCACUCUGAUCACCGACCCCCACUUCGUCAAAUCUUACCUCCAUCAAUCCAUGAAAAGCAACACGAACCAUAAGCUAAUCGUCGCUCCUCAUUAUAACUGGGCUCAGAGUAGUUCUCAAUCUUCCUAUUCCAUGGACUACCAAGCACCCGAUCCCACCCUAGCCGAGCUCGAAAUGCCCUGGAAGUCUGGUGUUGUUGAAAUUUGUGGCUCUUUCAAUGGAGUCUUACUCUUAGAUAUCGCGUAUGCGCUUGGUUAUGACUCUAUUAACGAUGAUUUCAAGGUUGUUGGGUUUGUUACCCGUACUGCUGCAAGAGAUGUUCUUAGCAUGCCACCCUUUAUAAGUGAUGGCCCUUGCACUGUUCAUGUGUUUAGUUCUAAACUAAGCUCAUGGAAGAGCAUUGGAGACUUUGAUUACCCUUGUUGUCUUUGUGGGCCGGGGAGUGUUCUAAAUGGGGCACCACAUUGGUUUGCGCAUGGCAUCACCGAUACCGGUGAGUGUUGUUUCCGUAUUGUUUGUUUCGAUGUUAUGGAAGAGAAAUUCAAGGAUGUGCCCACGCCUAUAUAUGAAGUUGAGAGUAAUUUAUUUAAAGUAGGUGUUUUGGAUGGAUGCCUCUGUGCGGUUGACAUCCGUCGCCCCAAAAGUCAUUUUGAUGUCUGGAUGAUGAAGGAAUAUGGCGUGAAAGAAUCUUGGACCAAGUUGUUUGUUGUACCAAAUGUGCCAGGAGUGUUGUUUUACAAAUACUGUGCGCUGCUGUGUUUCACAAAGGAUGGAGGGGUUGUAUUGAGGUUGGAGUUAGAGGCGUCAAGGCCGAUCAAAAGAAAGAAGUCAGAGGAGUCUUUGAAGCUAGCGAUCUACAAUCCAAAACAAAAAACCAAGAGGAUCAGGAUGCCUCAGGAUUGGAUGGGGUUUGAUGUUGCUUUAUAUGUGGAGAGUCUUGUUUCACCUCCUCGUUGCAACAGCACUAGAAGGCACUGCUAA
This is a messenger RNA of Rhododendron vialii, 1089 nucleotides long. RefSeq names its product F-box protein CPR1-like. Gene Ontology annotation, molecular function: protein binding. The transcript has 2 exons. The record is from RefSeq and is a predicted model, not a curated record. NCBI's taxonomy places the organism in Eukaryota, Viridiplantae, Streptophyta, Magnoliopsida, Ericales, Ericaceae. Bases 1 to 1089 code for a protein of 362 amino acids.